CUUUGCUGUCGGGAAUUAGGAAUUAUUUCACAGGAGUAAAUACGGGGCGAUAUUUCCAAAACUUCUCCCUUCAUCCAGAUCUCAUACAGUAAGGAAGGUCCAACACCACCCAACAUGAGGAGCCUCCUUCAGUUCUUGGCCCUCUGCGCUGUGGUCUCCCUCUGUGUCUGCUACGAUUCUAGUGAAAGCAAUGAAUCCCAUGAAGAUUUGUUUGUGCCUCCAAAUCGAGCCAACUCCUUCAUCCAUGGCCACAGACGCACCACACCCAGCCACUACAACCAGAACUACUCGAGGAAGUCUCCAGCAGAGAUCCGUGCAGAGACCUGUGAGGACUACUCACCCUGCCGCUUCUACGCUUACCGCUUCGGCGUCCAACACGCCUACCAGAGAUACUUCGGAGGCCGAAAUUCACCACAGCAGCAGCAGCACCGUUACAGAUCGUCUGUGACUCGUCGGUUCUAAAAGUUGAGUGUCAGGGCGGUGCCCUCGUCACCACCUGUCCCUUCACUCCACAUCUGCUAAAGUUUUCCCUAAUUUAUAUCUUUUUCUCAGUUUUUGCCAAGAGAGAGAAACCUGGAUAACACAGGAGUCCAGUGUGAAGUCCUGAAUCCUAUUCUCAUGCUUACAGAUAUUCACAAUCUGAUUCCAGGUGUAAUCUUGUUUUAGUGUCUUACUUUGGAGCUGGAAAUGCCAGAAUGAAAUGUCUGUUAUAUUAUCCACCUGUCUAUCUAUCUUUUUGUUUUGUUUUUGUUGAAAGAAACAAAAAUAAAAGUUAUUUCUUGAA
Molecule: messenger RNA, 784 nt
Organism: Poeciliopsis prolifica (blackstripe livebearer)
Lineage: Eukaryota; Metazoa; Chordata; Actinopteri; Cyprinodontiformes; Poeciliidae
Gene: mgp
Product: matrix Gla protein
Exons: 5
Coding region: 115-462 (115 amino acids)
Cellular component (GO): extracellular region
Molecular function (GO): calcium ion binding
Source: RefSeq, a predicted model, not a curated record